This is a messenger RNA of Porites lobata, 4147 nucleotides long. Lineage: Eukaryota; Metazoa; Cnidaria; Anthozoa; Scleractinia; Poritidae. The record is from the annotation of a GenBank genome assembly.
AUGACAAAGAAGGCGUUAGUGUUGUUUAUUUCAAACACUCCUUUUUCGGCAUCAUUUUUGUUCCUCUUGAUGACACUGGUGUUUUUCGCAAACUUGGACAAAGCAAAUACUUUAGACGCUCACCUGCGCAAAGCAAGGAUUUUCAAAACUCUCGAAGGUAAGGAAUGAAUUAACGUUAUUUGAUAGAAGGAGAGAUGAUUGAUUAGCGCAAACCCAACGUUUGAGAAACGUUUGAGAAAUAUGUCUUGGCAUAUGUACACAGUAUUUUUCAAGGAGUUAUAAUAACUCCUGUAGUGGGGCUAAUUUAACUCCUUACAGUGCAGUUAUUUUUUUGGGAGUUAUUUUAACUCCAAAAAGGAGUUUAAAGAACUCUUUUUCAGGAGUAAAAGUGACUCCAGUUAUUGAGGAGUUAAAAAAAAACCAAAAAGGAGUUAUCCUGUACCUAAACUUUUUACUCCACUUUCAGCGUUAAAUUAACUCCAAAAGGAGUAAAAACAACCCAUGUAAGGAGUAAAAAUUACCCCAUUUCGGAGUCAUUUUAACUCCAGACUGAGAGUAAUAAGAACUCUUUUUCAGGAGUAAAAAUGACCCCAAAUUCGGAGUUAAAUUAUGAGUUAAAGUAACCCCCAAAAAGGUGUUAUCCUGCACCUAAAAUUUUUAAUCCAUUUUUGGGGUUAUAAUAACUCCCUAAAAAUUACGGUGUAGACAUUUUUACUUCUAUCUAUAUAAGUCCGUUGACCUUCGCGGUGUUAUUACUUCAGUCUAUGUCUUGGCACUAUUUCUACGCUAUUAAUUAUAUCCCCAUUUUUGCAUAGUGUAUUGUAAUUUCUUUCCCUGCCUUCGACAUAAUGCAUACUGAUUACUUCUAUUCUUGCCUUGCCGAAAUAACUAUUCUAUUAGAACUAUUUUUCUAUCAUUGAUUCCAACAAGUGCCUCGGUGACAGCAAGCAAGGGGAAUUCAAUGGGCAAUAAUUUCUUAUUCUAUCACAGUCAGUGAUCAUGUGACAGCCAAGGAAAUAAGAUGUGUUCUGUUUGGAACUUUCAGGCUUUAAACUCGUUGGACAGGUAUUGGAAACCUUGGCUGUUGACGAAUAUAUCUGCGGACAACGAUGCCUCAGAAAUGAAAAAUGCCUGUCUUACAACAGCCAUUCUGAUGAUGACCAUGACAACAACAAAUGUGAGCUUAGUGAUCAAAACAGACCGGAUAAGCUUAUUCGCAGCCCUGGGUUCACCUAUCAUAUCAAAGAUAAACAUAAAUUAAAAGUUCUACAAUGGAUUCUACUAAGGCAAAUAAUUAGCCACAAGUCCUAUUUUGAGAAAGGUUGUCAAAAGGUAUUGAGGGUGGUUUUGAAUUCACUGUUCUUCAGGGAAAUUUGAAAGAAUGGCACGAAAGAUCAUGGACGUAUGUUUGUCAGCGGAGCUCAGCGCUAAUUAGGAAAACAACAAAAAUAGAUUCGACAGCUACAAAGUCACUCGUAUUGAUAAUAUUCCACAUUACCUUUCGGGAUUGUCGUGCAUGUCGUGUGCACAUUUUUUCCGACAACCUUUCUCGAAAUCGCUCUAUAUGUUUGGAUAAGUAAACAAAUCAAUGAAAUAUAGACUACACCGCCCGGGCAUGAAUCCUCACAGUGUGCGUUCUUUACCCCGGCCCCUUUCAAAUUGAUGAGGAAGAAUGAAAGAGGCAACAUCAACGUCUCUAAUCGCAGCUGGUGCCCGACCCAAAUGAUACAAAUUUGACGGUUGAUUCAGAGAUCAAACUUUUAAGAUGUGGGACUCAAUUCAUUUUCACGAUGUACAAUGGUUUACAAUUAUCUCACCAGUGAAAAUAAAUUAUAGCAAUUUGUGUAUUAGGUUCGGUACAUUAUAAGUUCGACGUAAACGAAGUCGCUCCACGGUCAAAAUUACCAAGUGAGCCACUCGAUCUCAAUUCAUGGAUUGACCCAAAUAAGAAAUGUCGGACUCAACUGCAUGAUUCAAACGUCGAUCUCCUCGCCAUGUACUUACUGAAGGCAUUAGAUUGGGUCAUAUGAAAAGUUCGUCAGAUCGUACUAAUUGCAAUUUUUCACGUACAAGAAAGCAGCAGAUAUGGUGCAUUAUUCUGCAUUUUUUCAACCUACAGUUGGAAAAGGCUGGUAUUCCUCGUGUCCUGGUGAUUCCUGCAAAGACAUCUAUGACUCUGGCUACGCAAGAGGUGACGGAGAAUACUGGAUUGACCCUGAGAAAAAUGGAAAUCCUUUAAAAGUCUUUUGUGACAUGACCAGAGCAGGUGGUGAGUAUUGGUGUUCUAUGGUUAUCACAGAAAGGACUUACACCCUCAGAUCAGGCUAUAAGAUGGAUGACCUGGGGCCCGGUCAUCCAGAUCCUGAGAUAAGGUGGGGGCCCGGUCUCAAAAAAAAAAAAUUUUUUUUUGGCCCAUCGGGCCUUAGUUUCGUCUAAAAGUAAAAGGGGGCGGGGGGAAGCCGGGUACCCAGGGCCCCUCCCCUAGAUCCGACACUGCGUUGUUAUUAAGUCGAGGAAAUUUCAUCACCACAAGUCUGUUCAGUGUGACACGACUAAAGUAUUUUCAGCCGGAGAAAGGAAUUGCCCUUACUCGUUAUGAUACCCCGAAACCUCCAGAUAACAUAGAGCUGUAUUAAAUUCAUCAUAAAACCAGAAUAGAAUAUUCACUCAACAUAAAUUUCUAAUGACAUGGCUUGCUAGGGAUUCCGUACAACUUGGUGUUGAUGGUAAAAAUUGAAAAAUUGCCUAACUUAACGUUAAGUUUCAUCUGUUUUAAGUGUUAUUAUAAAUAUUUUAGUCUGAAAUGUCGUACGUCUCCAUCCCCCUCACCCCCCACGGGUUAGCGGGUGGAGACCCCCCUAUGGCAUUUCCGGCUAUUAAUAUUUUUUCAAACCAAAGAAAUACGAAAGGUGACAGGCGUUUGGCAGUAACGAAGAGGAAAGAGGGAGACCGUAUUUCCUCUGUCCCUCGAUUAAUCGCCCCCCCCCCUCACCCCUCCACCCCUCUCGCCAUCUUCUCUUUCUUCUAUCCCCUGCCUGUCAAGUUGAAGUGGAAUCUGAUCAAGUCAUCAAAAAAUGUUCAGUUCAUUUGGUGUGAUAAUUUUUUUAUUUAAUGGAGUAAUUAAAAUAUUUAAGGCACGACUUCCAGUGAGCAGUAUGUGGAAUAAUCGCCCCCUUUUGAUGCGAAAAAAGAAAUAAUCGCCUCCGACUGUUAUUCGAGGAAAUACGGUAUUCUCGGGAAACACUGUGAGGAGCAUUGUUUAACAGUUCAAAGAGAACGGCUGCCUAUACUAGGAGACUGCAAUCCCAGUCAUAAUUUGUUAAAACACUUCCGGAAAACAUAAUAUCUACUUAGUCGUUUCAGGAAUACACGUACUACUACCCUCCCCUUCCCGCAAUAUUGGUUUCACGCGUUUUCUUGGGAAUAAACGUCUUCAAAAUCAACAUUGAAGGGGAAGGAAAGGAAAAAUUAGCAAGCGUUUCAACAAUAAUGACCGGGAAUGUAGCUUUUUCCUCUCUUCUCCCUACCAUGUCCUUUCCUGUCCAGAUAUUCUCUCCUGCCUCUUGAUCCAGUCCCCAUACUUAUUUACUGUUUAAUAAAAAUUUCAGGAGGUUGGCUUCUUGUUCUCAACAUCGUGAUUAAGGACCAGGAUGACCUCCCUCAGUUGUUACUCGAGACGUCAUACCGCAAAGUGGACAGCUACAAAAGCAACAAUUUAGUUCUAAAGAACAGCGCCCUGAAUGACCUGAAAACCCUCAUGCCCUUCACUCAAAUGCGGUUCCACUGCAGAAAGCCAGGUGGAUCAACAUUUCAUAUAGUCACGACCGGAAACAGCACUGGUGAAGCUGUUGUUCAGUACUUUACAGGGCAAACAAACACCAUGCCAGACUCCUGUGGAUCGUACAUUAAACUUUGGGAUGACAAUUCAAAGCUUGCAAACCUAUGUGCCGACUGGGGGAGGGAGAACCACACUUACCACGUGGGUAAAUGGGGGCAUGAAGGCAUGAGUGAAUUAUAUGAUCACCCUGCAUUUACUAAAAGUGCGUAUCAUUGGCUCACUUUUAGCAGAUGGGAAUGUGAUGACCAUGAACUGAGUGAAUCAUAUCUGCCACCUACUGAAACCUUCUGGAAGGUUUUUGUGCGUUAA